UGUCCUCGAAAUCAUUCAACUACAUAUCAUUGAUCUUAAUUGGAACAACAUGGGCUUCAUCAAAGUCCUCUUACCUUGUAUUCUGUCAAUCUCAUUUUUCACUUUCGCCCAUGCUGCCACUUUCGACAUCACAAACCGAUGCAGCUACACAGUCUGGGCCGCUGCUUCGCCUGGUGGCGGAAGAAGGCUCAACUCAAGCCAGUCUUGGCAGAUCAACGUCUCAUCAGGGACUGUCGGGAGAAUUUGGGGUCGGACUAAUUGCAGCUUUGAUGGGAGUGGCCGAGGCCAGUGCGAGACGGGUGAUUGUAACGGGCUCCUAGAAUGCCAGGCCUCUAGCCGGCCCCCCAACACGCUAGCCGAAUUUGCCCUGAAUCAGCUCAAUAACUUGGACCUUUUCGAUAUCUCCUUAGUAGAUGGGUUCAAUAUCCCAAUCGAAUUCAGUCCAACAACUGAUGUCUGUCGUGGUGUCAAGUGCACGGGCCGAAUCAACGAAGAGUGCCCUGACGAGCUUCGGGCCCCCGGUGGAUGUAACAACCCAUGCACUGUCUUUGGUACCAAUGAGUAUUGUUGUACUGACGGGUCUGGAACCUGUCCGCCGACAGAAUAUUCGAGGUUUUUCAGGGAAAGGUGCCCUAAUGCUUACAUCUCUCCCCAGGACGGUCAGACAAGUACUUUCACUUGCCCUGCUAGUACCAAUUACAGGGUUGUGUUCUGUCCCUGAACAACCAAAUGCUGAAUUGAUCCAGGCAUUUGCUUGUAAUAAGUUCUGAAAUUGUAAUUUUAGUCCUAUAAUUUAUGGAUGUCAUUUUUAAUUCUAUACAAAUUGAUUUUCGGAAUUGAA
This is a messenger RNA of Sesamum indicum (sesame), 841 nucleotides long. Its product is annotated as thaumatin-like protein. The record is from RefSeq and is a predicted model, not a curated record. Lineage: Eukaryota; Viridiplantae; Streptophyta; Magnoliopsida; Lamiales; Pedaliaceae.